Molecule: messenger RNA, 3152 nt
Organism: Vitrella brassicaformis
Lineage: Eukaryota; Vitrellaceae
Source: the annotation of a GenBank genome assembly
AUGAUAGGUCGGUCAACUAAGGCGCGUCGUGGGCCUUGGGUGGGUGCGAUGUAUUGAUGUGUGUGUUCUUGUGGGUGACUGAUUGUGCAGAGGCCGGGGAGACCGACAUUCUGGUAGAGGCGGGGUUUGUGUCGACUCUGAUCAGUCUGUUGGACACCUGUGAGCGCAUCGGAACAAGCGUAUCGCUUUGUCUGAUUUGCCUCAAGUCCCUGUUCACAAAACAUCGCAAGGUCCGUCCGGAAGCCACCCUUCAUCCAGCACAUCGACCUUGUGGCGUGUGUGUAUAGGUGCUUGAGACCGAUGGCCUGACGGAGGCCCUGUGUGGUUUGCUGCUGAAGGACGCCCGGGGAGAGCUCAUAUACGGCGAUGGGCGAGAGUGCUUUCGCGACGUUGAUCGCAUGUGCGCCAUCGACCUACUCAAGGCACUCGUCAGGUGAGUCAGUGAGGGAAGGCUGGAGGGAGGGAUUUACUGCGAAGCAUCUCUCUCUGUGUGUGUCUGUUCUGUCUGUCUGCAGCUAUGGCAGGUCGCUGGGUGGCAAGACGGCGCACAAUCCCUACACACGUCAGAUACUGCAGGUACCAUGGUUGCAAUAUGAGCAUCCACAUCCACGAGCCCCAUCCACCUGCCUGUAUCCAUCAGCUGGAGUCGGUCAAGGCCAUGCGGGCCCGCAAGAACAACAUCAACGUGCCACCGCAGGUCAGCCGCGCACACCGCACCAGGCACGAGACCCAUGCACCCGACCCGGCUGCCAUGACUGUCUGCAGGUGUCGGCCUUCUUCGACUCGCUGGCACAGCAGGACAAGAGGGGCAGCAAGGCCAAGUCGACUCAGCCGUACUUGUCGGAUGCUCAGCUGGCGGCCAGGGACAGAGAGGCGCAGCGCAGAGCGGACGAGCUCAUCGAGGAGGAACGGCGCGAGAAGGCAGCCAAGACCAAGAAAAACAACAAAGCCAAGAAGGGCAAGGCCCCCGAGUCGGCGACGGAGCCGUCAGUGCCCUCACCAACGGCCGCACCGACCAGGUGUGAAGGAAAGCCACCCACUCCACCACCACAGACCAGACGCAACGUCUUUUCAUCCGUGUGUCUGCUGUGCGCAGGUCGUCGUCUACGGUAGUGGAGGAGGACGUGGAGCCGCCUGCUCCCUCCUCAUCCAGUGCCGACACGUGAGCAACCAACCAAUCCACUCGACGCGAUGUACGCCCAACAUCCAUAGCAUGUGUCUGAGCGGCCUCUUUUGUAGGUCGGUUCCGUCGGUUGCACCUGCAGCGGACGGGGGGCAGCGAGAGGGAUUGAUCGAGCCGACGGCGAAUGAGGAGAGCGACGACAACAACGGCGACAGUGACGACAUGCUCAUCAACUCGGCGUUCGGCCAGCAUGCACGACAGAAGACCACCGACAGCCACAAAACCAAGACCGGCAAACAGGGCAUGAAAGACCUUCUCACACCCACCCCUCAUGCGAAGCCACUGCCCCCGCCCCGCCCCUCCACCACGUCCACCGAGAAGGGGCAGGGCCGUCGCGGCAAACCCCGCUUCUCCACGGCCACUGCGUGCCUCCCCGCGGCUGUGGAUGGGCAUCAGCACAACCACACCAACACCAGCACCAACAAGAAACAAACAGCGGCCCCCCCGCGAGUCGGGCAAGGUUCGCUGGCCCCCUUCGCCAAGGGGAUGGUGACGCUGAAGCCCCCACAUGGCAGAGGGAGUGGGCCGAUGGCUCGCGGCCCACCUGUCCCGGAGGGCCCCUCUCGCUCUACGACAGCCGGGAGUGGCGCCGGCAGGGGCCUGAUGUCUCUGUUUGCUAAUGAGUCGACUCCACCGCCCCGCCCCCUCUCCCCGCCCCCAUACCCAACACUCCCGUCAGCCGAAGAGCUCAGAAAGGCCGACCAGUGGCAGGAGCAGCAGCAGCAGGCGACAUUCGAAGCCGAGUGGCCGAGGUAAGACAGACUAUAGCGGUCGAAACUUCUGCACCUCUGAUCUGCCUGUAUGUCUGUAGUCUCCCUACUACACCUGCGUCAGCCGCUUUCGGCCCGUCGUCACCACGGCCACCUGUCAACCCACAGUGAGGCACAUGAUUCUGCCGAUCGAUAAGUGCAUUCAUGAGCUGUGUCACUCAUCGUUCGGUGUGCACGCAGUACUCCACCGUUGCCCGUUAGCCAUGACGGCCCCAUCAACAUCGGCUUCUCAAGCGUUGCCCUGCCACACGAUCCCAUUCCUCUCUCCCCGCCCGGCUCGCCACUCCCUCUCUUGCCGAUGUCGCACUCGGAUGGCCCCCCCGCCGUCGCUGCUGGUGGUGAGGGGCCGUCAUCUUCGGUCGACCCGUUCUACGACGACCAUGACAGUGACGAUGACAUGCAUGUGCCGCCCCCGCCGCCAAUAUUCGAAUGGGAAGAGGAUGAGGACAGCGGCUACGGUACCCCAGCACCAGCACCAGCAGCGGCAUCAUCGAGUAGUGCAUCCAUCCCGUCUGCUGCCAACGGGAGAGCGGGUGGGUGAACACGGCACCGAACAGAGUGGCCAAGGGGCGAAUCAAUCAUGUGUGUCAUGAGCAAGGUUUGGCACGUGUGUGCUGUCCGUCCGUCUGCAGGUCUUCUGAGGGCCAUGGCGAUAUGUACCACUUGAUGCUGCAGAUGCAGCUCGAGAUGCAAGCCAUGAGACAACAGUGAGCCAGCCGAGAGGCAGCCACCAAACGAACCGAAUGCCAGCCUUCUCCUUCGUUUCCCAUUUCAGGCUCGCCCAGAUGAGUGGGCAGCAGUCCUCACAGCAGCCCCCAUCCAGCAGCUCGUCGGCUCCUCCACCCCCUCUCCCUCUCCCUGCCCCUCUCCCUGCCCCUGCCCCACCCACCACUCAGUCUCAGCCAAGCGGCCAGUGCUGUGUGUGUUACGGCGAGCACGGCCCGGCCACUUUCGCCUUCGUCCCCUGCAGGCAUCUGUGUUUGUGCGCGCAUUGCCACCAGCAGUACAAGGCCCGUCACGACCAGAAGGUGGCGCGGGUGCAGCAGCGGAACCGCACCAGGGACAAGCCGCUGCCGCUGGCGCAGUACCGAUGUCCCUACUGCAAUGGCGAGGCGGUGCACUCUGACACGCUUCCCAACCUCCGGCAGUGGGUGGAGCAGAUUCACACGAUCGACGGAGGCGACGAGCUGUGCGUUUAA